AUGAUUUUAGGUCUGCCUGUUGGCAAGCACAUCGUCAUCUACGGCCCCAACCCGCCAAGUGCCAUCUCCUCUAAGAAUUGGAACGGCAAGCCUGAUGCCGACAAGGGCAAGCCAGAGAUAGACAGGAAGUACACGCCGGUGACUGGAAAUGAAGCUCCAGGUUAUGUUGAUCUGGUAAUCAAGAUCUACCGCCCGGGCAAAGUCAAAAUGCCCGAUGGCAAGGAGAUCAACUGGGAUGACGGUGGCAAGAUGGGCCUCUACCUAGACAGCAAAAAGCCCGGAGACUGGAUCGAGAUUGGAGGUCCCCUGGGUGUCAACGAGUAUCUAGGGCGCGGUAUCUUCAAACUUCCUGGCAAGACUGUGACGGUCAAGCAUGUGGGGAUGAUGGCAGGUGGAACUGGCUUGACUCCCAUGCUUCAGGUUGUCCAAGCUGCUCUGCGCGAUGCGGGGGAUACCUGCAACUUCUACUUGAUCUAUGCCAACAAGACCGAGAAUGAUAUCUUGUGUCGAGACAUCUUGGACGACAUUGCCAGGAACAGCAAAGGUCGCUUUAAGCUCUACUACACGCUGGACUUUCCGCCAGCAAACUGGGAGCACAAGACCGGGUUUAUCACGACUGAUAUGCCCCGCCUGCAUGUUUUAAAGUUGUCAAAAAGAGACAUGACUCUUGUUAUUGUAAUCCGCGCUUCAGGAGAGACCUUCAGGUUCCGUUGUUUUGGAAACUCUGAUUACUUGGGGCAUGCGGUUCAGUCGCUCUGUUGCGCACUUGAUGAGUGUUGA
Molecule: messenger RNA, 780 nt
Organism: Symbiodinium pilosum
Lineage: Eukaryota; Dinophyceae; Suessiales; Symbiodiniaceae
Source: the annotation of a GenBank genome assembly